Messenger RNA from Colletotrichum lupini, 3045 nucleotides. RefSeq lists its product as uncharacterized. The record is from RefSeq and is a predicted model, not a curated record. Gene Ontology annotation, cellular component: nucleus; chromosome, centromeric region. Bases 1 to 3045 code for a protein of 1014 amino acids. The transcript has 6 exons. Lineage: Eukaryota; Fungi; Ascomycota; Sordariomycetes; Glomerellales; Glomerellaceae. Gene Ontology annotation, biological process: mitotic cell cycle; kinetochore assembly; mitotic sister chromatid segregation.
AUGGCGCAGCGCACGAUAAUUGACGUGGAACUUUUGACAGAACAUCUGGGAUACGCACCAAUUUCGCUGCUGGACAGCAUCAUCAAUAAUGUCAAUGCCGUAGCCGACAAGACGCUCGACCGCGUCGAGCAGGGUCUUUCGAAGGCGCCUCCGAAAGCGCUCGGGUUCGAAAAGGCGCUGAAGCAGAAGAAACGGUCCGCAGACGAGGUUGUCGACGUCGAGGAGACGGCGAAGCUCGAGAUCGUCGACGGCGUCCACAAGCUGGAGACGCUGCUGUGCGCCGCGAUUGACAAGAAUUUCGACAAGUUUGAGCUUUACGUAAUGAAGAAUAUUCUGAGCAUUCAGCAGGGCCAGCGAAAUUGGAUGCGCCUCGCCCAUUACGACGGUCUCGACUUCAAUGCCACUCACGAGGACGCGCCGACGAGGGAAAGCGUCGAUGCGCUGAGAAGGAAGCUACAGGCCAGCCAGCGGCUCAACGUGAUGCUACACGCCGAGCAGGCAAAGAAUGCGGCGCUACUGGCGAAGCUGCGAGGGGUCAUUGGUGGUAAGCUCGCCGGAUCCAGGGCCUCGCUGGUGGGACAGGUCAAGGUUGAGGGGUCCGACGACAGGGCGCCGUUCCAGUUCCUGCAGGAGAAGGGCGACUUGGCAGACGGUGAUUUCAAAGCGCCUAUAACGACCACGACCGCCUUCAACAUGUCGCAACUCCAGGCGCUGCGCGCGUUAUCGACGUCGCUGCGUAACAUCAUGCCUGACCUUAAGGACCCGUCCAGCAACGAGGACGGCCCCGAGAAGCAAAAGAGUUGGAGACGAGAGAGAAUGGAGUAUGUCGAGGGGGCCACGCGGAAGCAUCUGGAGCAUGUGCGUGGGCUAGAGCUCGGCAAGGAUGGCGAUGUGCGCGAUGGCGAGUGGCAAGGUGAGGGCAGGAAGUUUGCCAUGGGCGAGGUGGAGGGGCUGGAGCAAGUGGUUGCCGCGCUCGGGGGAGAUGUCAACUUCUUUGAGAAGAUUGAAAUGAACUCACAAGCUCGCCACCGACAGAGCAUGCCCAACGGCACCGUCGUCAUCUUAGCUGCGAUGCCAGGUCAGGCGAUUUGGCUCUUGCGCAGAGCGACCACUCGCUUUCCCGUCAGCGGGCUAUCACUCAGACGGAUCCCAAUCAAUCAGGAUAGAAACUCGAUGUGCCUGAGGCAAGUAAAGCUCGCUGCUUCACUCAGCCAAGCACGAAAAGUUGCAGGGCAGCUAUUUAGGAUACCGUCACCGUUGGGGCAUCGACAGGGAACGAGAAUCCACAUGGAUGAAGGCCAUGGUGUCUUGCCAAUACCAGCUAGGCUAGAGCAGACGACAGAUGUCUCGAUGAUGCAGACUUCUCUCAUGUCGAGAUCGCUUCAGGAGGGCCCCGCGUCUCUUCUGGAGAGGAUUCGCAAGGACGCAGAGCAUUGGAGGUAUGGGCAGAGACAUAUCACAACUUGUUGGGUUCAAUAUACGUGGAAUAAGAUGCGGUUCACCCGAGAAGGAUGGCAAGGAGGAAAUUUUUACCUCGUGACCAAGGGUCACACUCGGUCAAGGAAGGAAGUGACGCCCCAAGUUGAAACGGGGUUCCUGCCUCUAGCUCCACCACAUCGGGCACCUCUCACUUCUACGGCAUCACCGACCAAGAUGCCGUCUCAUCUACCCGACGAGAUUUUUCUCGCAAUCAUCAAAAGCCUCCCACAUCCCGAACCGACCUACAUGCGCCCCAGCGGUCGAGACUAUGCCACUUUGUCCAACCUUUGCCUUGUAUCCAGAGGUUUCCAGAAAGUUGCGGAGCCCUUUCUUUACCAUACGGUCUGGCUUUCGGAUUGUAGCUUCAACCGUUUCCUUGAGACCAUCAAAAGCAAACGCUACCUAGGAAGAUACGUCAGGCAUCUCACCAUCCCCCGUAGGCUCGAUCACUCGUGGGCCGAGAAAGACCUUGAAGAGCAGUUAUUCCAGUUGCAACGCUCUGCCGAACAUGGGCAUUUCAAGGCCGCCAUUGAUCGUUAUAGAAGUGGUUCUGGAGAGCUCUUGCGUUUCCGAGGAGCUCCUCAUAUGCUACUCCUGGCCUGGCUGCUUCCAGAGGUGGAGAUCAUGCAUUGCCUGUCAGACGAUGGGCAGAUGGAAUUGAUCGGCGAGGUGGAACAACCGGGACCCUUUCCCCGUCUACGAGAGGUCCAUGCCAACCAAUGGGAAUAUCUUGAGGAUCGCCAAAGCUUUCGGCUCUCUCGAUGGGAGCCCUUGCUUUUACAGGGAGUGGAGGCCUUUAGCGGAAGGGGAAUCGAGUGGAAUGAAACGGAACAACCCCUAGCGCUGAAGUCGGUCUGCCUGUUUAACUCGCUAUAUAAGGCAGCGGACUUGACAAACCUGCUCAGAUGCUGUCCCGAUCUGAAGGCAUUAAGCCUAAGAUGGGGCAAGGCCUUCGACAGCAUGUUCAAUUACAGUGGCGGCGUUCCCGAGUGCAAUGGAAUCGGCGAGGCUCUGCGUCAACAUGGAAAGAACCUCCGUAGAUUGGAGCUGGACUGCCGCCCAAAAUUCGAAAAGACGGAUGACUACCAUGACCCUGAUGACGUCGUGAGACUGGGACGUAUCGGGUCACUGCGAGAAUUGGCACGGCUCGAGACGCUCGAGAUUCCCCUCGAUAUGCUGCUGGGGAGUGAUGGCGGGCAUGGAUCGAACCCAAACGAAGGGAACAUUGAGGAUCAGUCAAUGAAAUCAAUCUUGCACCUCAGCAAUGUUCUACCGAGCUCAGUGGAGGUGCUGGGGCUGCUGGAAGAUUCGUCGAAGAGCGAGGAACGUUUAAACCUUCAGGUACAAGGCUUACGGGCAACUGGGAGCAUGGUAAAGCUGCGUUCGGUUACGGUCCUCCGGAGCGAGGUAAUCCCUCUCGACCGACAUGAACUGCUGGCUGAUGUUCUUGGGAUCGAACAUAAGGUUAAGGAAUCGAAGAGAACAAUCAAAAUAUCGGACCAGGCGGAGAUUGAAAUAAUAUGGUUCUCCGAGAAUACUAUGUACUUUGGCAGCUCCCAUCUUUGA